GGGGAGUUGGUCAAUACGAGGUUUUCUCACCCACGACUGGGCCAGCAGUCAAUUAUGCCACGUAUGAUUUCUCGACAUUUUGAGAAGGUUCUGCAGCGGUGAUGGACCAUAAAAUUCUGCUAAUAUCUAAUGAGCGCAAAGCACAAGGCUGCGACGCAUUGUGUCAGCCAAUCAGCGGCUUGGAUAUCCACGUCAUAGUAAACAAACAAUCGAAACAAUUGCUUCGCUUGAGAAGAACCGAAGUACCUCGUAAUUUAUGCAAUUCGAACUAUUCAAGGCUGAUCAUUGAGACAUUGAUAUAAUCAGUACAUGCCUGCCAAAGCGUCAACCGGUAUCAGAAGCAUUGUGUAAGACUCAAUGCGAGAGAGAUCAACGGAUAUGUUGAGGUAACUCGGGGCAUUCCAGCCAAUUUCCUCUACAGGGUCCGUCCCCAUUACAAUGCUGCGAUCAUCUUCGGUCAUUGCAUCCUACCGCCACGACGAGUCAAGCUCUCCCGACCCUCUCGCAACCUCAUUCAACGAUGAAAACAGUUCAGAUACUGUCGCGAUCACGAAACGCCCUUCGUCAUCAAAUCACCGCCGUGCGCCAUUGAAGCAUACGAGAAGAACUUCUGGAACAAGCCACCGUGAUACUGCGCUGCGCUCCUCAUCACCCUUCCGCUCGGUCUAUGAACAGAAUUGCAGUCCUUGGAAAAUCAAGGUGACUGUGCAGGCAGAGCCAGAAGAUUCAAGCUUGGGCGGGACUGCGCCAAUGACCAUGACCAGAACCAUGAAAAUACCACUGAGACAGGAAAGCUCUCCUACGGAUGGGAUGAAGUCUUCAGGACGAGGACGUAGAAGCUCUGCUGCUUCAGUCAAGAACAAGAGAAGCACAACGCCCGUGCGAGAGACGAGGAAUUCUAGUCGAUCUCGAAGACAAAGUGUGACCAACUUAGAUGUUAUUCCUCUGGGAGACGACGCGGAGGAGGACGAUUGGCUCAAGCAGAAGAAGUCGCCGCGGAAGAAAAGACCUUCCCAAUCUCGAAGACCGACUUCCGCGACGCAGUCCGGGAAGCCUACAACAUUCGAGAUACAACAAGAUGCGGAUCUUGGAGACGAUGAUGCAGUCAUGCAUCAGGAAGAGGGAACUCCAGAAGACACGUCUGUGGGACUGCGCAAUAUCGACCUGAACAGAGUCUCUCUGCGAUCACGAGCGAUGUCAACAAAAUCAAAUGCCGACGACUGGUCCGCACCUCAGGACAAGGGCGACCACCCGACGGCAACGCGCAUGCAGAAACCAAGCGAUGUUCGAAAAGUGUCCGCUAACAGCGCGAGGAGUUACCCGACUCCUUCGCCUUCCGCAUCGAACCAUGGCGAUUCGGACGACGUUGGAAACGAUCUUAUCCAAGAUCAAGGCUCGACACACGCUACAGAAAACUUCGAUACCGUUCUGGAGAGCGAAGGUUUUACCAUGAUAGAUCUGGACACGCUGCCCUCUGCUAAACAAUAUCUCCACAAUUCAUCAAACUUUGAGGAGUCUAAUCUGUGCGAGGCUGGACAGGAGGAUGCUGAAGGGGCAUCAUCAGCGUUGCCAGAGACAAUUGAGGCAUCGGCCACAACCCCCCGGCUACCGGACCAUGAGACAAUCACCUACCCGGCGCUGAAUGUCGACGAAAGUGACAUUUCCAGCACAGUACCCUCAUCGCCUCCGGUUUUGGCGCACGACAAAAGCCUGCUGCACGUAUCUUCCUCGUCCUCCAAUGGGGUGGUUCGAAAGGUCACCCCUCUAUUGUACUCAUCACCCAAACUACCAUCUCCACCAAGACGAACAGUUCAGAAAACUUCAAACCAUCGACAUCGUGGAUCAGCAUCCGCCUUGUUCGCAGGAAUUGCAUUGCAGGAAAUAGUAUCACCGGAGCAACCUUACCAGAAUAGGCGAGAACUAAUGCCGGAGCGGGUUGGCAGGCACAUUGACGAGGAUAGGCUGUACAAAGGCUUUGAUGAUGGCACGAAGAGAGAACUGAGGGCGGGACUCAGACUUGGGGAAGAACUUGCUAAGCGACAAUCGCCAAAUUAUCACGUCGGUGCGGCCAAUCCUGCGAGCGCCGAUAACAAUCAAGAUGGAGCAGAGCAUCAUGCAGCUAGCAGGUCACAAGCAGUCAGCAGAGCCCACCAACAAACACGAGUCUGGCGUGGCGAGACAUUGGUACAGCAUACGCCGGUAGGGAUCCCGAACACCACGACAACAAAUGCAGUGCAGCCCACCAAACAGGUCCUCGAGACGCCUCAAGGGCCUCCUUCCGGCAGAAGAAGUGCCAGACUACUCGACACUCAAGCUCGUCGGGAGCACGAAUGGCAACUCGAGAGACAAGCAGUCUCACGACAGAUCGAGAAUGCGAGUGAAAGCCAGGUCAUCAUCCUCGACAGUGACGACGAGACCCAAGCCCAUGGCGAUCUGACAGUGCCUCAUCCACAGGAUGAAUCACUGCUUUCGGCUGCUAUCGUAGAGGAGGAUGACGAGGAAGACAUUUGGCUCGCUGAAGCGAAGCAUUCUUCCAGCCCGCAGCCAGAAUCGCAGCCACCUUCACAGCAUCCAGAGAUGAAUGAGAUUAACCAGGCCGGGUACCGGGAUCUGGAGAGUAAACCCAUCACUAGACCUCGACGAAAUCUUAUUCCAAAUACUUGGAGGCGAGCCGCCCCAGCUGAUCAAAGCACGUUUCUAUCCACCAAGACAGAUGACAUGAGUGGGUUGAUGGAUUUGCAGGAGCAAGAGAGCAAGAUCAAGUUCGGUGCCGGCGAGAUCAAGAGGCAGAGGCUGGGCCAGCGGAGAAACAGCGGUGCAUUUGAUAUAGAUGCCAUGCUAGGAACGCCCAAGGAGGAUGUCAGUGGGGCUGAGGACACUGAAACGACUGACUUCUACGACGAUGAGCAACGUCAGACCCAGCUGGACGACACGAUCGGAUCGGCCUCUGCUCAUGAGUCCAGUGUGGCGCUGGAAGAUGUCGAGUCGUCAACAAUCAACCCUAUCUCUUCAGAACAACCAUCAUCUCCCUCGCCACAGCGUGGCCAUGUCAAAACCCCCAUCAAUUUUAAUGACUCUUCAGUCGCGGUCACAACGCCACCUGAAACGAUACAUGUGCAGCUCGAACCACCGUCAUCGCCUGCAAUCCCGGUAUCUUCGCCUCAACGACCACCCACACCGCGCUCCGCUCUGAAAGGCUCACGCCAGAGCUUCGGCGAAGUCCUCGGACUGCAAAACCCGGAAACAAGAAGAGUGAUCUGGAGCCAGCGCUCGCGAGGCGUGACUAUCGAUGGGUUAGAGAGCAGUUUCAGCAUGAAGACUGUGAGCGAUGAGUCGACAUUCUGCUCAGUGGGUGCGCAGUUGAACCGCGAGUUACAAGCUCAUGAGGACGAUGAUCAGGAUUCCGAGCAGCCCGAGCAGGCUGACUUGAACGCGCAAGAGGAGACCCUCGACAGCGUGUCUGUAGAAGAAUCGCUGACGCCAACUCCGCAACCUGAGCGAUCCGACAAGGGAUGGACAGGCUGGACACUGGGUUCGAAACAUGCACAAGCACAGAUACAUACCAUCCAGGCUCAACCUGGGCGUGGCCAAACUAAUUCGUCCCAUCGAUCAUACGCUCAAAGCAGACCGACAGGUCAACCGAAGCCCGAGCAUGAGGCAUCGAAGGAAACCUCGCAGCCAACGAAAUCGUCCAUCGUGUCGACCUCGGUACGAGCGUCGGCAUCAGUGUCCAACGCCAGGGCGAAUGAGAAAGAGAAGGAGAAGGAGAAGGGCAGGAUACCAUCAUACCUCCUCCCACCCUCCUACCCAUCCGAUCCUUCACGCUCAAGUUCCAAACCGCUCACCCUUUCCGGAGACUUCACAAACUCGCACUUCAGGACAUUGCACAUCAUAUACCGCAAAUCGUUGCGUCCGAAAUUCCACGCCCCUCUCACCCACGCCAUUCGCCCUGAGAUCCUUGCCAUGAACGGUGCGGCGAUGGACGUCGAUGAGACGGACGGUGGGAUGGGCGAGGUGUUUACGUUUACUAUGGGCCUGACUGAGUGUCAGGUUCUGGAACGCUUCAUGCAGGAGUGCGAGUAUAGCUGUGGGUGUGGGCUCUACCGGAACGGAAAAGACGUAGAAUGGGGAUGGAGCGUGAGUGAGAUUGCGGAGCGGCUUUGCCGGAUUGUGGUUGGGGAGGUGGUGAGGGAUGAGGAACGGAAGGCCGCGAAGGGGAGAUAAGUGCCGAUACCAUCGGGAUCAAGAUCUCGAGGUUGUUGUUGUUGUGGUUAUAGAAUAGUCUUGUGGGACUGGUACCUAUCGGUUUGUUUUGUGAGAGUUUUUUUGAGCGAAGUGUACUGUAUUGUAUUUUGGAAGCGCGUUGAGUCAUAUUGGUUAUCUCGCUAUACC
This is a messenger RNA of Exophiala viscosa, 4392 nucleotides long. RefSeq lists its product as uncharacterized. The transcript has a single exon. Lineage: Eukaryota; Fungi; Ascomycota; Eurotiomycetes; Chaetothyriales; Herpotrichiellaceae. The coding region runs from base 439 to 4224 and encodes 1261 amino acids. The record is from RefSeq and is a predicted model, not a curated record.